GAGCGCGACUGCGCCGGCGCAUUGACGGGAGAGUCUGCCGCGGCGAUGGACGUGUUUCUCAUGAUCCGGCGCCACAAGACCACCAUCUUCACUAACGCCAAGGAGUCCAGCACGGUGUUCGAGCUGAAGCGCUUCGUAGAGAGAAUCCUCAAGCGGCCACCCGACGAGCAGCGGCUGUACAAGGACGACCAACUCUUGGAUGAUGGCAAGACACUGGGCGAGUGCGGCUUCACCAGCCAAACAGCACGACCACAGGCCCCAGCCACGGUGGGACUGACCUUCCGGGUAGAUGAUACCUUUGAAGCCCUGUGCAUCGAGCCGUUCUCUAGUCCGCCCGAUCUCCUCGACAUGAUGAAGCCCCAGGACUCGGGAAGCGGUGCUAAUGACAAGCUGUGCAGUGAGGGCCCCCCAGAGGCCCAUGCCCCCCAAUAAAAGAGUUUUGGGAGUCUGAAAAAAAAUAACCUGGGAAAGGUUUGUACUAUGACAUUAAGUUAAACAAAUUACAUAUUCAAAAUGAUUACAACGACUUGAAAGCCAUAAAAAAAUCUUACAAAGAACCCCCAAAGUUAACUAUUUUUCACAUUGGAAGAUGAUGUUAUUACCUCCUUAUUCCUUUAAAACUUUUCCUCUUUGUUCUCUUACGAUUGACGUUACAAACAUAAUUGAAAACCAAUAAACCUACUUUAAAAAAAGCAUGGCGUAUUUAUUAGUUAUUAAGCCAUUUGUACUGUUAUGUCACAUUUGAUUUGUAAAUUACUGUUCCGCUUAGCUUUGAGUCUAGCAUUAUGUGUAAGAUGUGGAAGGAUGGAAAAGACCGGAAAGAGUGGAGAUUGGCCGGGACCUGAGUUAGUUGAUGAAGGGGUAUGAAGGCAGGAUGGGGCCGGGCGCAGUGGCUCAUCCCUGUUUUCUUAGCACUUUGGGAAGCUGAGUAGGGAGGAUCACUUGAGCCAACAUUUGAGACCAGCUUGGGCAGGGUAAUGGGAGCCUGUCUCUACAAAAA
Molecule: messenger RNA, 1000 nt
Organism: Callithrix jacchus (white-tufted-ear marmoset)
Lineage: Eukaryota; Metazoa; Chordata; Mammalia; Primates; Cebidae
Source: RefSeq, a predicted model, not a curated record